AUGUUAAGUAUGCAGAAAAGAUUAUUUUCUCAAGAUUUAUAAAAUUUCUCUCAAAAAAUCAAAAUUGAGAUGCAAACAAGAUUUGAAUAGAUUAAUUAUCUUAAAACUUAAGCUCUUCUAAGUGACAACUAAGACGAAAUAAAAAAAUUAUUAUUACAGAAAUAUGAUGAUUUUGAGAUAUAUUUGGACAACAUAACAGAUAUGUCAUAAAGACUAGACAUUAGUUUAAUUUUUUUAAGGGAAAUUAGUAAGGAUUUGAAAAAUAUUAAAUCAUCAAUAGAUUCAAUAUUAAAAAGCUUAAAAAGCGUUGUGGAUGACAUAAGAAGAUUAAGAGGUAAAAAUUUUAUGGAAUUAUUAACCAUCCGAAAAUAGAAGGUUUUACAUACAAAGCUAGAAAAUGAAUUGGAUUAAAUUCACAUUGAAAUUAAAACUUAAGAAUAUGACCCCAUCUCUGGAAAUAAGAAACAAAACAAAAAUGGAGAAUUUGUAACUUUUUUGAUGAAAUCGAAUUAUUAUGAUUAUGAUGGAGAAGUUAAUGAAUUUUUAUGGAGCGAAGAUGAAAAGCAAAAGGACGUUAUGUUAAUAAAGGGAAAAGCAGGUUCAGGAAAAAGUAGAGCUUCAUGUAAUAUUGAAGAAUUUAUUUGGAUUAAUGAUUCAAUUUCACCAAAUUGGAUUCCAAUUUAUGUGUCACUUCCUUCAAUAAAAGAUCCUAACAACAAUUUGAUUGAAUAGGCUUUUGAGUCUGAAAAUUACAACUUUGAUAGCAUUUAAAUAAGAGAAUUUAAAGAUGCUGUGAUGAAUGGAAAAUUAAGGAUUGUGAUUAUACUUGAAAGCUAUGAUGAGAUGAAAAUUGAUUGCAUUGGAACAAAUCUGUAUUAGACAAAUCGAUUAGCUUAUGAUCUAUGCCUUUAAGCCUAAGAAAAAGUAAAAUUUAUAAUUACAACAAGAGAAGAAAUACUAAACUCAAUAGGAUAUUAAACAUGGUUUUAUGGUUCAAAUUUAUAAAAUUUUAAAGAAGUAGAAAUAUUACCUUUUAGUAAAGAACAGAGUUCUUAGUAUCUUAAAAUAUACACUGAAAUUAGCUUUAAAAGAACAAUUAAGAAGUUUUAUGAAUUUCUCAAGUAAUUAAAGGGUUAAAACUUUUAAUUAGAUGAGUUUAAAUUAAUUUGGAGUCAAAUAGAAAAUACAAUUUAUCCUAUAAUAUAAAUGUAAAAAUCUGAUAUGUUAUUUGAAAAUUAAGCUGUUGAAAGGUUAAUUAAAGCAAUUUAAAAUGUUAAGUUUUUUAGUUUUAUUUAAUAGAAUUAAAUAUAAUCUCUAAAAAAAGAACUUCUUUAGCUAUGGGGAGAAAAAAAAUAUUAAUCAGUAAUCAUAAAUUUAGAUGUAACAAACCUAUUGUGUACCCCAUUUAUGAUGGAAAUAAUUGUUUAUGUGUUACCUGAAAUGUAUUCACUUCCCUCUAAAACGAACAUAAUUAGAGAAUUACUGAAAAAAAAUUAUGUGUUUUUGAAAAUGGAGGCUAAAACCUCAGAGGAAAAUAUGGAAAUUUAUUCCAAAUUGAGAAACAAUAAUUUUUAAAUUGAGGCAGAAGAUGAGAUAUACAAAAGUAAUAUGAAUAAAAGUAGAAUGAAAGAAAUAGAAAUAAAUUAAUAAUUUGCUUAAAUUUUAGAAAUUUUAGAUAAAUAAAAUUUUUUUAAAUCACUUUCAAUGGCAGAUUCUUUAUAAUAUGAAAGCUAUACUACAAUCCUCUCAAAUAAAAACAUCAACGUCGAUUUUGAUGUGAAUUUUAUUGUUUCAGCUUUCAAGCUCCAUAAAUAUACUGCAUUUGAAUUUUAUGAAAUCUUUGUGAAUUUUUACCACAAUUAACAAAGGUAAAAAUUUAAAGCAUUUGGUUAAAAUAUUAAAGAAGAAAUUAUGAUUUCAGAUUUAUAAGAAUUUUCAAUAUUUUUGGCAAUCGAUAUGACUAUGAGAUAACUUACAUAAGUAAAUUAUCAAUAAAAAGGGAGAUUAUAUAUUUCAUAAGUUUAAAAAGAGAGAAAUGUUGAUGUCUCUUGGGAAGAUUCAUAUUUUAGUGAAAAUUAAGAUGAUUUUGAGUACAAAACACUAUUACGAAAGUGUAUGUUGAUUAAUUCCAAAGGAAGUGUAUAUGCAUUCAAUCAUAAAUCUAUUUAAGAGUUUUUUGUAGCUAAAUAUAUCGUAAAUUUAUUAGAGAAAAACAUUUUCAAAGAAAAUCAAACAGUUGAUUAACAUUUCUUAGAUUAAACCAGUUUUAAUAAAAGUUUAUUUAAUUUAUCAUUGGAGCAUUAUUCUGGGACAAUAGAAUUGUUAAAACCUAAGAUAAAAUAGAUUGAAGAUAUAAAGAAUAAAUUAAUUAAAAUAGCAUUAUUAUCUAGAAAAAAAUCUAAAAAUUCUAAAUAUAAUCUUAUUAGAUCAGCUUCAAAUUCAAUUUAUAUUCUAGGUUCUUUAAAAGAACAUCUUGAUAAUAUUAAUCUAAGAAAUUUAAAUAUAGCAGAUACUAAAUUGGAUGGAAUAAGUUUUUAUCAAUGCAAUUUGAGUAACUCUAAAUUUAAUAAUGUAUCUAUAGAUUCUUGUAAUUUUAAUUGCGCAACAUUAGAGCAUGCUACUUGGAAAAAUUUGAUUUGCAAAGAAAAACCAUCAAUAAAAGCUCAUAAUGAAGCCAUUAAAUAAGUUGUUUUUAGUGAUGAUGGAAAAUUUUUAAUAUCAGGAAGUUAAGAUGGAGUUAUUUUUAAAUCAGAUUUGUCAGCCGAUUCAGAACCUAAAAAAGCAUAGCUACUAAAUGAUGAUCUAUUAAAAAAAUUAUCAAUAGGAGAAAAUUGGCUUGCUUGCCUUUCAAGGGAGUGUUUAUACCUUUAUAAUUUACUUGAGUUAAAAGAAUCGCAAGGGUAUCGAAAAAAAAGUGAAUAUUUUAAAGAUAUUGAGGAUAUUAGAUUAUCCCCAAAUGAUAAAUAUUUAGCUUUAUUUUUAAAAAAUGGUAAAAUAAUCAUUUUACAAGUAAAAAAUCUACUUCAAUAAUAAGAGUAAUAAUCAAACUAUUGGACAACACAAAAUAUCGUUAAAUGUUUAGCAAUUUCUUCUGAUUAUUAGCUUUUAGCCACAGGUGAUACUCAAAUUAAGAUUUGGAAAUAUACUAAUAUUUCAAAUAUUAAAUUAAUUUUAGAACUUCCAGAAUAAAAAUAUCCAAUACUUUCUAUUUCAUUUUCAAAGGAUAAUUAGGUAAUAGCUGUAGCAAGUGAUAAUAAGAAGUUGGAAUUUUUUAAUAUUUCAAACCUAACUCAAGUUCCAUUAUAAUAUACUUUUGACUAAUAACAAACGAUUUAAUAAAUAGCUUAUUCGAAUGACGGAUAGCUAUUUGCAUCUAGAUCACUCUCUUCAUUGAAAAUAUAUGAGGUUUAAUAGUUACAUUGUCAAUAAGACUUUUUUAGAAUAAAUUCUAAUCUUCAAGUGGAUUUAAUUGAAAUCUCUUCUGAUAGUUAAAUUUUGGCUACUAGUCAUUAAUAAUCUUUGGAAUCUAAACCUAAAAUUACUAUAUGGGACAUUAAAAACUUAUAGUAAAUUAAGAAAAAAUCAGUUUUUGAGGGCCCUUAAAAAUAUAUUUCAACUUUAAAAAUUAGAAAUGAUAAUAUAAUUUUAGGUUCAGGUAGCAUUGAUCAUUCAAUUUGUCUUUGGAAUUUAAUAAAACUAGAAUUAUUUGUGAAAUUAACAUCCCAUUUGGAUAAAAUAUUAGAUCUAGCAUUUUCAUCAGAUGGAAAUCAAAUGGUCUCUUCCAGUAAAGAUGAUACUAUCGUUUUUUGGAAUAUCACCAAAUUAGAUAAACAGUAAAUUGUAAAUACUCCAAAACAACAAGAAGGAACUAAAAAGUUGAUUUUUUGUCCAAAUACUCCACUUUUAGUGUCAAUCGGUGGUUACAGUUAAGAUAAAAUCAUAUAAUGGGAUUCUGUUGGGCUUGAUAUAAUUUCAAUAUAAAAUUACGAAGAAGAAGUUCUAGACAUAAAUUUUAAUGAGAAUGGAGACAUUAUGGUAUCUUUAAAUGAUGAUAGAUAUCUUAGAAUUUGGACAAGAAAUGAGUAAUGUUUUUAUGUUGAAAAAAAAAAAAUACUAAUUGAUGAAAAAGGAAAAUUGUAUAAAGCGUAUUGUUUAAAUUAUUAAAAUAUUAUUGCUCAUAUUGGACAUUUCGUAUAUCAACUAUAGAUCAAUGAUGAAGAAAUUUAAAAAAAAAGUCGUUUUCGCUUUUCGGACACGAGUUGUUGCAAUAGAGUUUCAUAAAAUAAUAAAAUUAUUGCUAUUAAAGAUUCCAAGGAUUUUAAUGUAAUUGAGAUAAUAGUUAUAGAAAAUCAUAACAGUUAAAAUAAUAUUUAUUAUGAAGAGUAAGAUUAAAUCAACGACUUUUAAUUUUCUAAUGAUUCUUCACUUUUGGCAGUUGCAACAAAAAAGGGAGCAUUUAUUAAAGAUAUUAAAAAAAAUGAAAUAUUGUAGAAUUUUCAAGAGGAUAGUUGCUGUUUCUUGAUUUGUUUUAUUGGGAUACAAAAAUUAUCAAUUUUACUAUAGGGAGAACUAGUUUUAUAUGAAACAAAAGAUAUGUAUUCAGUAAAACAAAAAAUCCCUAUCAUCUAAUCAUCUCCGUUGAAACUGAUAUUUUUAGAUAAAAAAUAGGAGAUUUGUUUGUAUAGUUAGAAUAGCAUUAUUUUGAUAAACUUAUAAGAAUUAUAAUAAAUCAAAUUAAUAUAAUUAGAUGAAGGCGUAAAAUCAAGAGAUGUAAUUUUUGCCUAAGAAUAAGUGGGUAUGGCAGUAGGAAACCACAUUUAAUUUAUCUCACUUUCAAAUCCUAUUACACUAGUAUUACUACCCUAAUCAUAUGAUAAAAACAAAGAUCAUGAAUACCUAUAUACUUACUUUUAAUAAGACAAUAAUAUUUUAUCAGUAUUUAACACCGAUUUAUUGUAUUAUUAAUUUGAUAUUAAAUCUAAUUAAACUUUAAAAACAGUAGAAUUGAAAAAUUUUGGUGGAAGGCCUAUCGCAUUAAAUAAUUAACAAACUUUACUAAUUGUCAGUAAGUAAGAAGGAGAAUAAAAUAUAAUGUUAAUUGAUAUGGAAACCAAAAAAAGAGUGACUAUCUUAGAAAAGAUACCUGAUAGCAAAUUCAGUUGUGUAAAUAUUGUUUUUUCUUAAGAUGGAUAAAACUUUGUUACUAGUUAUUCAGACUUAAGAAUUAAAUUUUGGGAUACUAAAUCUUACAAAUUACUCUCUACUUUUAAAACAGAUACAAAUUAAAUCUAAAUCCUUACAAUUUCUAUUAAAGGAAUAUUAGCUUAAACAAGUAAUGAUAUCAUAAAAUUAUGGGAUUUAAAUGCCUUAAAACAAUAAUAAUUAGAAUUAGAUGGUCAUUCUUCUUCAGUUAGAGAGCUCUGUAUUUCUUCAGAUGGUCUCUAAUUAAUUACAGGAUCUGAAGAAGAAAUAAUUAGAUGGGAUUUGAUAGAAUUAAAAAAACUUGAUAUAUUAAUUAAGGGCAAAAGGCUUCCUCAAAAAUUUUGCUUCUCACCCAAUAGUCAGUAUUUUAUUGCUCAAGCUGAAUAAUCAAUUCAUAUAUGGAAAUUUAAUACAAAAUAUAUAAUUGAAUUUCAUAAAAUAUAUUGGUGUGAGCCUGCUUUGGAUAAAAAAUUGUUUGUAGAUUAGAAUCUUGUCAUCUAUAAGAAUGGUAAAUCUAAAAUAUUCAUAUUGAACUUAGAAUAUGUUAGUGAAUAGAUUUAAUUACAAUUUUAAUCUGAUUUAAAAAAUCAAGCAAGAAAGAUUAUUCUUUCAACAAAUUUGCUGAUAAAAACUAAUCCAUUAGAGAUAAUUCAUAUAAAUGAUAAAUUAGAAUUAAAUAAUGAAUAGAUAGAUGGAAUUUCAGCAAGUUAAAUAUCAAAUAUUGCAUUUUGUGCUAAUUCAAAGAUGCUUGCUUUUGAAGAAGAAGAUCAUUCAAUAAUUAUAUGGUCAAUUUAACAAAAGUAAAGAAUGGGGAUAUUAAAUUCCAAUAAAAAUAUAAAUACUUAGCUUUUAUUUAUUUCAUUUUCUGGUAAUAGUAAGAUAUUGUUCUCAUAUCAUUUUGAUAAAAAAAUAAGAUGUUGGAAGAUAACUGAUAAAUUUGAGUUGAUUAAGUUAUAAGAUCUGAGCAAUCAUUUGCACUAGAAAUAUUCUCUAGAUUUGCAUUUGCAUCCUAUUAAAGAUGAGGAAUUUAUAUUGAUUUGGGCUGAAGUGGUUGAAAUUUAACCUCAGUGUUGGGUUGAUAAAUUUUAUUUUUAGAUUGGCCAUGAUAUAGAAGAAUUAUGUAUACCUAUUGAAGAUUUUAAAAAUUGGAACGAAAAAUUUACAACUGCAUUUAACGAAUCAAAUAGCCUAAUUGCCUUAUAAAUUGAAACAAUACUUAAAUUAUAUGAUAUAUCUUAAGGAUAACGAAGAGUAGUUGCAACUUUAGAGGGCAAUCCACUUGAUAAUUUAAUGUUUUCAUCUGAUGGGAAAAUUCUUUUAUCAUUAGGAAUUGAUUUAACAUUAAGAUUGUACGAUAUCUCUGAUUAAAACUCAUUAAAAGUCAAAAUUAAUCUGAAGAAUCCAAUUCAAGCUUUGGCUAUGUCACUUCUAAAUUAAUACAGCAUCAGGAUUUUUACUGAAUUGGGUACAAUAAUUGAUUAAAAUAUUUCAGAUUAUAAAGAAAUAGUUGUUAUCAAAGAUGAAAAUUAGUUUGAUUAUACAGCUUCAAUAAAACAAUUAAAUAUGUUCAAGUAUAGUGGAAAAGUUAAUAAUAGAACUUUGGAGAUUCUUGAUUCUCAAACAAGUUAAUUAAAAUAUACAUUGGAUAAAUUUAGUUCCAAAAUAAAUGCAAUCUCAUUUGCUCCAUCCUAAGAAUAAUUUGUACUUGGAAUGGAAGAUGGAUAGAUAUUGUUCUAUAAGAUCGAUUAGUAAACAACAAAAAUUUAUGACAUACCUGUUUGCUAUCACAUUUUUGCCAAAAAUCGUCUUUUGACGGCUUAAUAUUGCAAAAUUAGAAAAUCUACAUUUAAGACAAUUGAAAAUGUAAAUUUUGAAAAAGUAUUAUGUGAGUAUGGAGCAAUAAAAUGA
Paramecium tetraurelia is the source of this 7110-nucleotide messenger RNA. RefSeq lists its product as uncharacterized. NCBI's taxonomy places the organism in Eukaryota, Ciliophora, Oligohymenophorea, Peniculida, Parameciidae. The record is from RefSeq and is a predicted model, not a curated record. The transcript has a single exon. Gene Ontology annotation, molecular function: protein binding.